Messenger RNA from Salpingoeca rosetta, 1237 nucleotides. RefSeq lists its product as uncharacterized. Lineage: Eukaryota; Choanoflagellata; Craspedida; Salpingoecidae. The record is from RefSeq and is a predicted model, not a curated record. The transcript has 11 exons. The coding region runs from base 170 to 1237 and encodes 355 amino acids.
GCCUGCGUUGCCAAGAAGAACCAAGCAAAGAAGGAAAGCACAAACACACACGCCAUCCCAUCACAACAGGCAACACAACAACAACACAACACAGCUCGCCCUGCUUGCUCUGACCGCCACAACAGCUAGCCAACACACAGACACAGGAGACAAAGCAACCAAACAAGCCAUGUUCAAGCUCGACAUCCCCCCUGAUCCUCGCGAGGCCGCCAAGCUGGAGGCAAAGCGCCGUCGUGCAGAGGAACGAAAGAACCGCAUCUUCAAUGCGCGCCAGCGCACCAUGGGCCUCGAUGUCGAGGCGCUGGAGCAGCAAAUCGCAGAGAAGAAGCAGCGCGAGGAAGAGGAAAAGGAACGCGAGCGCGCAAUGGAUGCGGAGAUGCUUGAGAACGCCAAGCUUGGUUUGAUGAUGGAGAAGAAGCACCAAGAGCACCUCCGAACCCGUCGUCUGGAGGAUGAGGAGUUCCACCGUACACAGCAGGCGCCGGAGACGCGCCGUGAGUUUGACCUCAACGACCCGUCCACCCUGCGCCAAAGCCGCCCGCCCACACACGACCCAGACGUCACCCUUGGCAUCUCCUCCCUCCAAGUCUUUGACGGCGAGGAUGAUGCGUGUACAGACCGCAUGCAGACGCAGCGGCAGCAGCAGCGCGAGUGGAUUGCACAGCAGCUCCAUGAGCGGCUUGCGAAAGAGGCAGCAGAGGCAGAGGAGGAGGCCGUGUUCCGGGAAGAGGAGACGUGGCAGGCGCGGUUCUCCGACGAGGUGCAGCGCAGGCAGGACAAUGCCCGCAGACAGGCCGCACGCGAGGCCGCAGAGUACAACAAGCGCAUGAUGGAGGAGAAGCAGCGGAAGAAGAAGGAGGACAAGCGCCACGAGUGGCAGCGCGACUAUGAGGAGAUUAUGCAGACCGUACAGGGCGGACUCGUCGCCGAGAAGAGGGAUGAUGCCGUCAGCCACGGGCCAAGGAAGGUUGUGCCGGACCGGUACCGCGGGAUGACAGAGGACGAGAUUGCGCAAUAUCGCGAAGAGCAAAUUCGCCAGGCCCAGGAAGAGGAGGAGAAACGCGCCCAGAUCAAGGAGGAGGAGAGGAUCCUGCAAGAGGCGGCUGUUGCAAUGUCGCGGGAGGCGCUGCUGCGGGAGCGGCAACUGGAGCGCCAGCGCAAGGAGCAGCUCAGGCGCCAGAUGGAGGAAAACGCAAUCCUCGCCGAGGAACAGAAGGAACACCGCCCCCCGGUUUAA